Messenger RNA from Ciona intestinalis (vase tunicate), 765 nucleotides. RefSeq names its product KATNB1-like protein 1. Gene Ontology annotation, molecular function: microtubule binding. Gene Ontology annotation, cellular component: nucleolus. The record is from RefSeq and is a predicted model, not a curated record. Lineage: Eukaryota; Metazoa; Chordata; Ascidiacea; Phlebobranchia; Cionidae.
AAGCUUUCAAAAUCUUUCGUGCGUUCUGGACCCUUUGUGCUUUACGUUCCUUUUGUGCGUGUUGCUAACGACGCCACAAUAACUCUGAUCAACUCCUCCGUCCUCCACAGUGGUUUUAAAAAAACACGAGAAUGGCAAGUCAUCAAACACGUUGCGAACAGAUAAUGAAAGAACAUCAAGUUGUGAUAAGUGUGUUGCAAACUCGUGCAAUGAGAAUAAACGCAGCUCUUACAUUUUGGAAAAGCAAAGAUUUCACGCAGCUUAUCUCGUAUCUUCUACGCACCAAUGAUGACAGUUUGUUUGUUGACAUUCUUCCUUUUUUAACAAAAAGCCUAACAGAAAAUGAAAAGCAAAAACAGCCGGUUACACUUGGUGUUUGUUUGGAACUUCUGCCAAUACUGGAACGACUUUUAACAAAGAAAUAUGAGGAGUAUGUGGUUGUAUCUUUAGAUUUAAUAAGAACCAUGAUGAAAACCUGGUAUCGAGAAUUGUACAAUAUGAAGCAACAUGAAAAUAAUCUACCACUCAAUUCCAGCUUGAGCUUGCCACCAAUUUAUGUUAAGUUGAUGUCAUUAAAUGAGCUUGUAGAAAGACUAUCAAAAAAAUCAGGCACAACCGCAACCAAGGCAAAGGUUGUGCAUGAAAUUCUAAAUCAACUGAUGUGAUAUUAAAGGAUAAAGAUCAAAUGGAUCAUCAUAGCUGCACUGUGCGAAUAAAUACCUGCCAUUAAUAAAAAAUGUUGAAAAUAAAAUAAUAAUUGAUUUA